Molecule: messenger RNA, 7437 nt
Organism: Balaenoptera ricei (Rice's whale)
Lineage: Eukaryota; Metazoa; Chordata; Mammalia; Artiodactyla; Balaenopteridae
Gene: ERCC6
Product: ERCC excision repair 6, chromatin remodeling factor
Exons: 22
Coding region: 134-4636 (1500 amino acids)
Biological process (GO): transcription-coupled nucleotide-excision repair
Cellular component (GO): nucleus
Molecular function (GO): ATP-dependent chromatin remodeler activity; ATP binding
Source: RefSeq, a predicted model, not a curated record
GCGGCGCUUACGGCGGGCAGAGGACGCACGCGCCGCGGCCGGUCCCAGUCACGGUUGCAAGGCUGUUGGUGAAGGCGUCUGCGUCUACGUUUCCGUACGGCUGGCCGCGCGGCCCUGGGAUAGUCUGUAGAGGAUGCCAAAUGAGAGAAUCCCCCACUCAAGUCAAACUCAGGAGCAAGACUGUUCACAGAGUCAGGAUAUCAGUGAGAGUGCAGAGGGGACAAUCAAGCAGGAAAACGAUGGCUACGUGGAGCUGGGGGAGAGCCUCCCCUCUUGUUUCCCUGCUAAUGGACCCUCCACUUCCGCCAAGGGGUAUCCCUCGGAACUUCCGAGGAGAGGGCCAGCCCUGCUGCACAUCGACAGACAUCAGAUCCAGGCGGUGGAGCCCAGUGCACAGGCCCUGGAGCUGCAGGGUUUGGGUGUGGACGUCUAUGACCAGGACGUGCUGGAGCAGGGGGUGCUUCAGCAGGUGGACAGCGCCAUCCACGAGGCCAGCUGCGUGGCCCAGCUUGCCGACGUGGAGAAGGAGUAUCGGUCAGUGCUGGACGACCUCACGUCAUGUACGACAUCCCUAAGGCAAAUCAAUAAAAUUAUUGAACAACUUAGCCCUCAAGCUGCCACCAACAAAGACAUCAACAGGAAACUAGAUUCUGUAAAACGACAGAAGUACAACAAGGAACAACAGCUGAAGAAGAUCACAGCAAAACAAAAACGUCUCCAGGCUAUCCUUGGGGGAACAGAGGUGAAAGUUGAACUAGAUCAUGCCAGUCUGGAGGAGGAGGAUGCAGAAGCAGGGCCGUCCUGCCUCGGCAGCAUGCUCAUGCCUGCUCAGGAGACUGCUUGGGAAGAGCUCGUCCGCACUGGUCAGAUGACACCUUUUGGUACCCAGAUCCCUCAGAAGCAGGAGAAAAAGCCCAGAAAACUAAUGCUCAACGAAACAUCAGAUUUUGAAAAGUAUUUGGCAGAUCAAGCAAAACUGUCCUUUGAAAGAAAGAAGCAAGCUUGUAAUAAAAGAGCAACUAAAAAAGCCCCGGCCUCGGUCACUUCUGAGCUGAGCUCAACACUCAAUGAAAACAAACCAGACAAGAGAGGCAGAGUUCUCUCGAAAACAGAUAAGCGCUUGAAAAAACACAUCAAGAAACUCCAGAAGAGGGCUCUUCAGUUCCAGGGGCAGGUGGGAUUGCUAAAGGGAAAGAAACCCUUGGAGUGUGAUGUGAGGCCAAAGGCAGAGGGAGACUCUGAGGGUGAAGAGUCCGAGUACCUGCCCACGGAGGAGGAGCUGGAGGAGGCGGCAGGGGCUGACCUGUCCGGGGAAGGCACCGACUGUGAUCGGAGACUGGUGCUCCGUCGCCAGAAACGGCAGAAGAAAGUCACAGUGCAGGAGACUGAUGAUGACUUUUUUCCAAGUUCUGGGGAAGAAGCUGAAGCCGCAGGAGGAGGAGGAGGAGGUCGGAAAGUAGUGAGAUGCCGAGAUGAUGGAGAUGAAGAUUAUUAUAAGCAGCGGUUAAGAUCUUGGUGGCUCUUGCAACGUAAAAAUGAAAACAGAGCAAUAAGGAGAUGGAAUAAACUGAGACUGCAGGACAAAGAGAAGAGUUUGAGGCUUGAAGAUGAUUCUGAGGAAAGUGAUGCCGAAUUUGACGAAGGUUUUAAAGUGCCGGGUUUUCUGUUCAAAAAGCUUUUUAAGUACCAGCAGACAGGUGUUAGGUGGCUGUGGGAAUUGCACUGCCAGCAGGCAGGAGGAAUUCUGGGAGACGAAAUGGGAUUGGGCAAGACCAUCCAGAUAAUUGCCUUCUUGGCAGGUCUGAGCUACAGCAAGAUCAGGACUCGUGGUUCAAAUUACAGGUUCGAGGGGUUGGGUCCGACUAUAAUUGUCUGUCCGACGACAGUGAUGCAUCAGUGGGUGAAGGAAUUUCACACGUGGUGGCCUCCAUUCAGAGUGGCAGUUCUGCACGAAACCGGGUCCUUUACCCACAAAAAGGAGAAACUAAUUCAAGAUAUUGCUCAUUGUCAUGGGAUUUUGAUCACUUCUUACUCCUACGUUCGACUGAUGCAAGAUGAUAUUAGCAGGCAUGACUGGCACUAUGUGAUCUUGGAUGAAGGACACAAAAUUCGGAAUCCAAAUGCUGCCAGCACUCUUGCUUGCAAACAGUUCCGCACCCCUCAUCGCAUCAUCCUGUCUGGCUCACCGAUGCAGAAUAACCUCCGUGAGCUGUGGUCACUCUUUGAUUUCAUCUUCCCGGGAAAGUUGGGCACGUUGCCUGUGUUUAUGGAGCAGUUCUCAGUCCCCAUCACCAUGGGGGGGUAUUCAAAUGCCUCCCCAGUACAGGUUAAAACUGCUUAUAAGUGUGCAUGUGUUCUACGAGAUACCAUAAAUCCAUACCUACUGCGGAGAAUGAAGUCGGAUGUCAAAAUGAGCCUUUCUUUGCCAGAUAAAAACGAACAGGUCUUAUUUUGCCGUCUUACAGAUGAGCAACAUAAAGUCUACCAAAAUUUCAUUGAUUCCAAAGAAGUUUACAGAAUUCUCAAUGGAGAGAUGCAGAUUUUCUCUGGACUUGUAGCCCUAAGAAAAAUCUGCAACCACCCUGAUCUCUUUUCUGGAGGCCCCAAGAAUCUUAAAGGUAUUCCAGAUGAUGAACUAGGGGAAGAUCAGUUUGGACACUGGAAACGUUCCGGGAAAAUGAUAGUUGUUGAGUCCUUGUUGAAAAUAUGGCACAAGCAGGGCCAACGAGUAUUGCUGUUUUCUCAGUCCAGACAGAUGUUGGACAUAUUUGAAGUAUUCCUUAGGGCCCAAAAGUAUUCCUAUCUCAAGAUGGAUGGUACCACUGCGAUAGCUUCAAGACAACCACUGAUUACAAGAUACAAUGAGGACACAUCCAUAUUUGUGUUUCUUCUGACCACUCGGGUGGGUGGCCUAGGAGUCAACCUGACAGGGGCAAACCGAGUCAUCAUCUAUGACCCUGACUGGAACCCAAGCACAGACGUGCAGGCCCGGGAGCGAGCUUGGCGGAUAGGCCAGAAGAAACAGGUGACGGUGUACAGGCUUCUGACCGCAGGCACCAUCGAAGAGAAGAUUUACCACCGACAAAUCUUCAAGCAGUUUUUGACAAAUAGAGUGCUAAAAGAUCCAAAGCAAAGGCGAUUUUUCAAAUCCAAUGAUCUUUAUGAGCUGUUUACUCUGACUAGUCCUGAUACAUCCCAGAGCACUGAAACAAGUGCUAUUUUUGCAGGAACUGGUUCAGAUGUUCAGACACCCAAACGCCAUUUAAAAAGAAAACUUCAACUGGCUUUUGGAACAGACCAGAACAUUCCAGUAGGUAAAAAGUUCCCUGGUUCUAACACAUCUGCAAAUGUUGCCACGUCAUCUGAAGAGAAAUCUGCAGCUAUAGGACCUGAAGUGAACGCAGUAACUUCUAAUCUAGGUGAUCCUUUGAAAGAUGCCCCUCAAACAUCUUGUAGUCUAACUAACAGUGAGAGGCUUGGAGAAGAGACAGAUGCAAUGUCCAGACUGCAGGAUUCCUCAGUGAUUCAUGGAAACGGGGAAGGUUCAGAUUCUCCAAGAAUCAGCAAAAUGUACAGGAUGUCUGGUGAGGAAAGCAUCGAUGAAAAGGAGGGUCUUUCUGAUAAAAGAGAAAGCUUCCGGGUUCAAACAGAACCUCUUUGGGAGAAUGAGCAAACAGAAAAUAAUUUUUAUAAGCACAAGUCGAAAAUGAAACAUCAUGUGGCAGAAGAAAAGACCCUGGAGAAACAUCUGAGGCCGAAGCAAAAGCUUAAGAGCUCUAAGCACCACAGAGACGCCAAGUUUGAGGGAACUCGAAUUCCACACCUGGUGAAGAAGAAGCAGUACCGGAGGCAAGACAAUGAAAAUGAGAGCGAGCCCAAGGAACGCAGCCAUGACGACUACGUCCUGGAAAAGCUUUUCAGAAAAUCAGUGGGUGUGCACAGCAUCAUGAAGCAUGAUGCCAUCAUGGACGGAGCCAGUCCAGACUACGUGCUGGUGGAGGCGGAGGCCAACCGUGUGGCCCAGGAUGCCCUCAAAGCACUGAGACUCUCUCGGCAGCGGUGUCUGGGAGCAGCAUCUGGUGUUCCCACCUGGACCGGCCACAGGGGUGUGGCUGGUGCACCAGCAGGAAGAAGGAGCAGAUUUGGUCAGAAAAGGAACUCCAGCUUCUCUGUGCAGCAUCCCUCUUCAGCGUCUCCAAAGGAGAAAUGCCAGGACAGCACUAUGAAAAAGGAUGGAAAAGAUAAUGUUUCGGAGCAUUUUAGUGGAAAAGUUGAAGAUGCAGAGCCUUCAUCCGGGGCCCUCACUUCGUCCUCACUGUUGGCUAAAAUGAGAGCUAGAAACCACCUAAUUUUGCCAGAGCGCUUAGAAAGUGAAAGUGGGUGCCUUCCAGAGGCUUCUGCUCCUCCGCCUUCCAGCAUGGAACACGACGACCUUCUGGUGGAGAUGAGAAACUUCAUUGCCUUUCAGGCCCAAGUUGAUGGCCAGGCCAGCACUCGGGAGAUACUGCAGGAGUUUGAAUCCAAGUUAUCAGCAUCACAGUCUUGUGUCUUUCGAGAACUACUGAGAAAUCUGUGCACUUUUCAUAGAACUUCAGGUGGUGAAGGAAUUUGGAAACUCAAGCCAGAAUACUGCUGAUCAAGAUUACCUUCUGAACUUUAAAUUGACUUUUUCUAGUGGAAAUUUCUGAUUAUUAAUCUUAUGAUUAAUAAUCGUAUGUUUUGUCGAUGGAAGUUGGCUGCAUUUGAUGUUUACUUUGAAUGAUAGCUACCUCAUAAUUAAAACUUUAAGGAGGAAGAAAUUCUUCUCUGAAACUUAAAAGUUUUAAAAAUACCUGUAUUUCUUUUUUUUUUCCCCAAAAUUAAUUAUGAAAUCAGGGACCUGUGAAUCCUUGGAACACAUUUGUUCUUUUACCCAGAAGAUGCUGUCAGGGAAUACAUUACUACUCAUUUAGAAGUUUAUAGACCAGAACUCUCAAGAAUUCUUUUUAUUGGUGCUAAAAACAUGUCUUAUAUUCAGUUAGACCUGUUCAGUAAAUCAGUUCAUCAGUAUCUGAUAACAGAAUUGUUUUUGGUACCUAGCUUUUAAAUGUUUAAAUCGAUACUUGCCACUCAAAAAAGAGAUCGGACUUGUUACCUUUUGAGUCCUAUUAGUUGCCUUUAAAUGAUCUUCUGUUAAGGUACUGUUAAAUUGACAGGUAUUUUUAUUAGUAAAGCAUGGAAUAGCUUGAUAAUAAAUGAUGAGACAUGUAUUUGCAGAAACUUGUAGUUUUCUCAGUUUACAGUGGCUUUAUUUUAAGCAAAGGGCACCUUUCCCCCCCGCAUAGUGAAUAGCGGUUUUAGGAAAAUAUAUGUUAUCUUAAGAAAAAAAAAAUCAAGCAGAACCAAAAGUAGUUACAAAUAAAACCACCAACGCACACACACACGGACAUCGCUCCAGACCACACCCGGAUAUACCAUCAUCACCACAUAGUGAGCACCAUUCCAGCCCUCUCUCUGCUUACGUCCUGGGAGGGAACUUUGAACAUUUUUUACCUUAUUCAUUGUCUGUCUUUCUAAGGAUGCUGGUAACUUUAUAUCAGAUAUCAUUGUUCUUCUUCUGUCCAGUCAUUUUCAUCUCUCUUUUCCCUUUCCGUUCACUGUGACUCUCCUGUUUUAGAGGUUUGGUUUUCAGCUGCAUCUGUUUCUGGCUGUUGUUUAUGUGUUUAGAGUUUUGUGAUGAUGUUGUUUUGAUCCUUAGUUUGUUUUCUUAGCCUUGUUUUUCUUUCCUUGUCAUUGUUUUAUCAUCACAGCUCUGAAGUCCUGUUUUCUGAAGUUCACUGGAUUCCUUAAAUGUCUUCUAGAGCUGUCACGGUGCAGUUUGUUUCUUAGAGUUGUUUCCUCUGGCCUGUUGUUUUCACUCUUGCUGAUUUUUCUGUAUGGUGCUCUCCUUCCUUCCAUGCUGUUUCUUUACAUCUUGCUCAUGCUAACAUCAGGCAGCGGGGUCCAGAUCUCCUGUAUGCUCUUCCCUGCCACGCAGAGAGAAGGGGUGUGGGUUUGGAGGUCGGGGAGAGCCUCUGCUGGGCAGCAUGCAGCUUUUGGUUGGUGGACUUGGGUUUUACUUUUCUGUUCUGAGAUUUUGUUAAAUAGCUUGGGCCAUGAAUCCUUCCCCUUAGAUUAGGAGAUGUCAUUGUCAGAGUCAUAAUUCCCACCAGAAUUUUCUGCUUCUUUUUUUGGAUUCUGGCUUUUUUAUUUUAUUCUGUUUUUAAAGUGGUUCGGUAUUAGAGGAAGAAGAUUCUAUUAUUUUCUUCAUUCUGCCAUCAUUAUCUAGAAAUAAUAGAAGAGACUUUUAAACAGGUCAGUACAUCCUAAACUUGACUACUUGGCUCAGAAGGGAGUCAAAAUUCAUGACUUUUGUUUCUGGGAGGUUCUUUUUUUAUUUUUAUUUUUGUAAUCAUUAACCGAUAAGAAAAUUGCAUCCCUUUUGUUCUCGGAUUCAAGUACCGAUGCAGUUCACGAGUGUGAAGUGCUUUGGCAUCCUAGCUCUAUUGUGUGAAAUCUAAACUCUACCGAGCUAGGGAAGUUGUAGCCUUCUCAUCAAGUAGAAAAUGCCAGCAAAAGUUAUGAUGCAGUCACAGCAAGGUGGCCUUCACUCCAAGCCUUGUCUCAGCUCUGCCACCAGCUGAGACCUUGGGUAGUCACUGCCUUGCCUGUGUCUCUAUGGAUAUCUGUGAACAUUGUCAUUGUGCCUCUGGGUGGAGAGGCUUAGAGGAAGAUGCUCUAAAUCAUGGUUUUAACAACACAGAGUAACUUAUUCAUUUAGAUAAAAUCUAACUUUUGGAACUUUAAAAGCUUUGUACAAUAUAGAUAGAUUUAAUGUAUUUAAAAUGUUAUAUUGGUAUUAAGCUACAAUAAAGGAUUUUAAAAUUUUGUGAAAUUUAAAAAAUUCCUUAGUUAAUACAUGAAUAUACUAUCAUUCUUUAAAAAUUUUCAAGCAAUACUCUGCCUCCCCACCCCCUCUUGUUCGUGUUCCAGAGAUAAGUACUGUAUUUGGUGUGUAUUCUUCCAGGCUAUUUUCCAUGCCUUUACAGAUGCAUGCAGCAGAGACUGCUGCUGUAAUGUCUGUUUUCCCCUUCUCCUUUACUGAUAAGAUUCCUGCUUUUUACCUGGACACGUGGCUGCUCAGGUCACGACUCUACUUGCCAGCCUCCCUUAUGGUUAAUUGUGGCCACAUGACCAGGCAAUGGGCUACAAAGAGAACAUCCAGACUGGGCCCUUAAAUAAGGAAUUGGGUGUCCACUCCAUUCGACAUACCCCUUUGUGCUGGCUGAGACGCCUGUGGGAGCUUAAGCAGUGACAUGAGGUGGGGAGAAGUCGUGUGCUGAGGAUGGAGACGUUGGCCUGCCAAUCCUGAACUGCUUCCCUUUCACCCGUUAACUUAAGAGCAAAAUAAAUUCCUGA